This is a messenger RNA of Spodoptera littoralis (African cotton leafworm), 1224 nucleotides long. The record is from the annotation of a GenBank genome assembly. NCBI's taxonomy places the organism in Eukaryota, Metazoa, Arthropoda, Insecta, Lepidoptera, Noctuidae.
AUGCAUCCAAUACGCGAAAGAAAAUGCGACGUUUUACUGGACAAUCCGCUUCUUAAAACUCCACCACCAGAACCUGAGAAGCCGCGUAUACCACGCGUACGAAAGCCACGGGAGUUUAAACUGCCUCCAAGAUUUCCCUUACUACCGAAAGAAUUUUAUGCCUGCUGGGUUAAUCAUCAAAAAGAGUUACAAAUGACGAAGGCUAAGGUGGACGAUAGCCCUCCGGAACUGUUCCCAGAAUUGUACCUGAAACCUCGAAGACUGGACUUCUACGCUCGGCAACUGGAACACACUAUGAAUGUUAACAAGGAAUUACUAAAGAAGAUCAAUCUCAUACAGCGCACUGGAGGUUUCGUGGAUUGCUGGAGACCUGAGCCUACCGAUAAGUAUAAUAAGCUGCUCUGCAAACAACGACAGCGGGAUCUGAACAAAAUACAGCUGGCUAACUCUUAUUUCUACUCCAGGCUGCUCGUUGCUAGAUCGGAGCAACUACUAACUAAAGAAUUGAAUGAGGCGUGGAAGGACACAAAGCACAAAUUAAUAUUAGGAGCCUCGUUGCCGUUUAUUCUAUUCAAAACCGGAACAAUUGAUCGUGAUAUAAAAGAUCCUACGUUCGAUAAACCUAUUAACGUUAUUCGACCUAAAGUAUCUAUGGAUAUCUGGGUAAGAGGAGGCUCGAAGAUCGGUAAGGUUUUAAUCGAGCUCUUCUCCGACAUUGUGCCUCAAACUUGUAAAUUUUUCUUGAACCUCGUCAAAGGAGAUUCGUAUGGGCAUGCUUAUACUGGAACCAGAUUCUUCAGGAUUGUGCCUGACCUAUAUUGUCGCGGUGGAGAUGUGGCCAAGGACAAUGGCUUCGGUGCGUACACCCCAAACAUGGAAGGAGAAAACGCUGGUCAACCUGGCCUGGUCUUCGAACACUUCGAUUUGAACCAUUCUGUACCAGGUGUACUAUCGAUGGUGAUUACUCCGGACGGUGAAGCCACUGGUCAGUUCAACAUUAUAUUCAAACCGCUACCACAGUUUGAUAAGAGACACGUGGUCUUCGGUAGGAUUGUAGCAGGACCAGCCCCUACACUGGAACGUAUCAGUGCGCUAGGGCUACCUCUAGGCACAACUACCACUGAUUGCAUAAUACUUUCAUGUGGUUGGUUCACUAAAUCCGGUCGGUAUAAAGAGGGCAGCCCUAACACUAUCAAAUUCCCGCCUAGACGUAAGAAGAGAUGA